AUGUUUAAGCUAUUCGUUUUUAUAUGCCUAUGCCUGGCCCUGGCCUUGGCUGCGCCGGGUCUGCUUCACUCCACGACGCCCAUUUUGACCAGCACUUCGUAUCAUAGCCUGCCAUCAGUGCGUUUGAUCCGUCCGAUUUGGACUUCUUCGCUUGCAUCGCACAGCAUUGUGCGUCCGUUAAAUUAUGGCGGCGGAUACGGCGGCGGCUAUGGUUGGUGGUAAAUACUGCAAUGUCUACCACAACCAGCUUGAGAUGACAGCUUUAAGUUGCCGCCUUGA
Drosophila willistoni is the source of this 279-nucleotide messenger RNA. RefSeq lists its product as uncharacterized. The transcript has 2 exons. Lineage: Eukaryota; Metazoa; Arthropoda; Insecta; Diptera; Drosophilidae. Bases 1 to 222 code for a protein of 73 amino acids. The record is from RefSeq and is a predicted model, not a curated record.